Molecule: messenger RNA, 6063 nt
Organism: Mus musculus (house mouse)
Lineage: Eukaryota; Metazoa; Chordata; Mammalia; Rodentia; Muridae
Gene: Plxnb3
Product: plexin B3
Exons: 34
Coding region: 199-5019 (1606 amino acids)
Biological process (GO): negative regulation of cell migration; positive regulation of endothelial cell proliferation; negative regulation of lamellipodium assembly
Cellular component (GO): cell surface; plasma membrane
Molecular function (GO): protein domain specific binding; semaphorin receptor activity; cell-cell adhesion mediator activity
Source: RefSeq, a predicted model, not a curated record
GGUGGAGCCCGAUCUCCAGGCCCUUGCCCCCUCCCCUGCCUCCUUCCUCCCCCAGGGCCACCAUGAAUGGGGCUGAGCCUCAACUGUCUCCCUCCCACUCAGGACAAUGCCCCCCACAGCCAUCUUGUGCCCGUCGCCACUGCCCUGAGGCAGCUGAUGUGAGGAGACCCCAUUUCUGCACUCCGUAGUGGUGGUCUUAUGCUGACUGACUUCCUCCAGGCUCCUGUGAUGGCUCCCUGGUCUCCCUUCAGCCUCCACCUGCUGCUGCUGUUCCUGCCGCUGCUGCCUUUGACCAGGGUCCAUCGCUUCUCUGUACCAAAUACCAGCUUCAACCACCUGGUGCUGGCACCAGAUCAGGGCAAACUCUACGUGGGUGCAGUGAAUCACCUCUUUCAGCUCAGCCCUGAGCUGAAGAUGGAGUCUGUGGCUGUCACUGGCCCUGUCAUUGACAGUCCUGAUUGUGUGCCUUUCCGUGACCUGGCUGAGUGCCCACAGGCCCAGCUCACUGACAAUGCCAACCAGCUCUUGUUGGUGAGCAGCAGGACACAGGAACUGGUGGCUUGUGGGCAAGUGAAGCAGGGUGUAUGUGAGAAGCGGCGCCUUGGGGAUGUGACUCAAGUGUUGUACCAGGCUGAGGACCCUGGUGAUGGGCAGUUUGUGGCUGCCAAUACCCUGGGAGUGACCACAGUAGGCCUAGUGGUGCCCUUGCCAGGCCGAGACCUCCUGCUAGUGGCCAGAGGCCUGGCAGGCAAGCUGUCAGCAGGAGUGCCACCCCUAACUGUGCGCCAGCUGGCUGGGCCACAGCCUUUCUCCAGUGAAGGACUGGGAAGACUUGUGGUCGGUGACUUUUCAGACUACAACAAUAGCUAUGUAGGAGCUUUUUCUGAUGCUCACUCUGCCUACUUUGUGUUCCGUCGCCGUGGGGCUCGGGCCCAGACUGAGUAUCGCUCCUAUGUAGCUCGUGUCUGCCUCAGAGAUGUCAACCUUUAUUCCUAUGUGGAAAUGCCACUUACCUGCCAUGGCCAGGGCCUUAUCCAGGCUGCCUUCCUUACUCCAGACACUUUGCUAGGUGCAUUUUCAGCAGGCACAAGUCAGGCACAGGCGGCCCUGUGUGCCUUUCCCUUAGCUGACCUGGACAGGAGUAUGGAACAAGCCAGGCGACUUUGCUAUACUACUGGUGGUCAGGGUCCUAGCGGCAUGGAAGAAGCCACUGUGGAGUAUGGUGUCACAUCCCGUUGCGUCACUUUGCCUCCUGACUCCCCCGAGUCAUACCCCUGUGGUGAUGAACACACCCCCAGCCCCAUCGCAGGCCGCCAACCCCUGGAGGCCCAGCCUCUGCUGCAACUGGGACAGUCCAUCAGUGCAGUGGCUGCUCUCCAGACAGAUGGGCACACGAUAGCCUUCCUGGGAGACACCCAAGGCCAGCUACAUAAGGUCUUUCUAAACAGCUCCCAUGGCCAGGUAUACCAUUCCCAGCAAGUGGGGCCCCCAGGCUCAGCCAUCAGUCCAGAUCUGCUGGUAGACAGCAAUGGAGACCACCUCUAUGUCUUGACUGCCCAGCAGGUAGACCGGAUACUUGUGGCAGCCUGUCCUCAGUUUCCUAACUGCACUACCUGUCUCCAGGCCAGGGACCCACUAUGUGGUUGGUGCAUCCUUCAGGGAAGGUGUACUCGGAGAGGCGAGUGUGGACGGGCAGCCCAGCCAAACCACUGGCUGUGGAGCUACGAAGACAACCACUGCCCUUACAUCCAGAGCCUGCUACCAGCCCAACACCCCCGUCAGGAACAGGGUCAGAUCAUUCUGUCUGUUCCUCGGCUGCCCACCCUGGCCAUGGAUGAAUACUUCCACUGUGCUUUUGGGGGCUACAACAGUCUAGCUCAGGUGGAAGAACCCCAUGUGGUCUGUACCACCCCUCCUCAAGAUCAGAUGCCACCUAAUCCUCCAGGCUCAGAUCAUGUCACCUUGCCCCUGGCCCUAAUGUUUGAGGAUGUGGUAUUGACCGCCACCACAUUCUCCUUCUAUGACUGCAGUGCUGUUCAGGCCUUGGAAGUGGCUGCCCCGUGCCGCGCUUGUGUGAGCAGCCUGUGGCGGUGCCACUGGUGCCCCCAGAGUAGCCACUGUAUAUAUGGAGAGCACUGCCCAGAGGGUGAAAAGGCUGUCUACAGUGCCCAGGAGGUGGACAUCCUGGUUCGUGGCCCAGAGGCUUGCCCCCAGGUUGAGGGUCUAGCAAGUCCCCAGUUGGUGCCUGUGGGUUGGGAGAGCCAUGUGACCCUGCACAUUCAGAACCUUCACUAUUUCCAAGGUCUGCCUGCCUUGUACCACUGCUGGCUAGAGCUGCCUGGAAAACUGCAAAAGCUACCUGCCUCCUUAGAGGAGACAUCCAGGGACUCUGGCCUCAUUCACUGCCAGGCCCAGCAGUUCUACCCCUCUAUGUCUCAGUGGGAGCUCCCAGUGCCCAUCUAUGUAACCAGGGGUGAGAUCCAGCGGCUGGACAAUGCUGGUGAUCUUCAUGUGACUCUAUAUGACUGUGCCAUGGGUCACCCUGACUGCAGCCACUGCCAGGCGGCCAAUGGGAGCCUGAGCUGUUUGUGGUGUGGUGAUGGCCAGCCUGCCUGCCGCUAUGGGCCUUUGUGCCCACCAGGUGCUGUGGAACAGCUAUGCCCUAUACCCAGCAUUGAUGUGAUUGAACCCCUGACUGGUCCCCCAGAAGGUGGCUUGGCCAUCACCAUCCUGGGUUCCAACCUGGGCCAGGCCUUUAAUGAUGUGCGAAAUGCUGUAACUGUGGCUGGCCAGCCCUGCAACCCUGACCCUUCUCUCUACCGCAUCUCUGCUCGGAUUGUAUGUGUGACAUCUCCUGCUCCCAAUGGCACUGCUGGGCCAGUCCAAGUGGCCAUUAAGAGUCGUCCUCCUGGCAUCUCAACCCAGAACUUCACCUACCAGGACCCUGUCCUGCUGAGCCUGAAUCCUCAGUGGGGCCCCCAGGCAGGGGGCACCCAGCUCACCAUCCAUGGGCAGUAUCUCCAGACAGGAGGCAACAUCAGUGUCUUUGUGGGUGACCAACCUUGCCCUAUCCAGGAGCCUGUGUGUCCUGAAGCCAUCAUAUGCCACACCAUGCCCCAGACUGAGCCAGGAGAAGCAGUGGUCCUCAUAGUCUUUGGGCAUGUUGAACGCAAACUGCUCACCACCCCUUUUCGAUACACAGCCAAUCCCCAACUGGUGGAAGCAGAGCCUAGUGUCAGCUUCCGGGGAGGUGGACGAGUGAUUCGAGUCAGGGGUACAGGCUUAGACGUUGUGUGGCAGCCCUUGCUGUCUGUGUGGCUGGAGGAUGAGCCCAAAGUAAAGGCCUUGGGGGUUCAGGCCCAGGAUGCGAACCCAAGGAGGAGCUGUGGUGCCCCUGCUGCAGAUCCUCAGGCCUGUAUCCAUCUUGAGAGUGGCUUACUACAGUGUUCCACGCUCUGCUCUGUCAACUCAUCCAGCCUCCUCCUGUGCCACAGUCCAGCAGUGCCAGAUGGGGCCCUCCCAAAGCGAGUCUUCUUUGCCCUAGACAACAUGCAAGUAGACUUUGCCAGUGCUAGUGGGGGCCAGGGAUUCCUAUACCAGCCUAACCCUCGCCUGGCUCCACUUAGUCAUGAGGGGAUUACUCACCCCUACCACCUCAAGCCAGGCCAUGUCCUAGAUGUGGAGGGCGAGGGCCUCAAUCUGGGGAUCAGCAAGGAGGAGGUGCAGGUGCAUAUUGGAGAUGGAGAGUGCCUGGUGAAGACACUGACGCUUACUCACUUGUACUGUGAGCCACCACCCCAAGCCCCUCAACCCACCAAUGGUUCAGGCACCCUGCCGCAGUUUGUGGUGCAGAUGGGCAACCUGCGCCUGGCUCUAGGCCCUGUCCAGUACGAAGCAGAGUCCAUGAUGUCCACCUUUCCUGUGGAGGCCCAGUUGGGCCUGGGCAUGGGUGCUGCCGUGCUGAUUGCUGCGGUGCUCCUCCUCACCCUCAUGUACAGGCACAAGAGCAAGAAGGCCUUGCGAGACUAUCAGAAGGUGCUGGUGCAGUUGGAGAACCUGGAGACUGGUGUGGGUGACCAGUGCCGCAAGGAGUUCACAGACUUGAUGACUGAGAUGACAGACCUCACCAGUGACCUAGAGGCCAGUGGGAUUCCCUUCCUGGACUACCGAACAUAUGCUGAGCGUGCCUUCUUCCCCGGCCAUGUUGGCUGCCCACUGCAGCCAGGGCUCGAGGGGCUUGGGGAAGAGGGUCGCAGUGUCACCGUGCGCCAGGGUCUCACACAACUCUCCAAUUUGCUCAACAGCAAGCUCUUCCUUCUCACACUCAUCCACACCUUAGAGGAGCAGCCAAGCUUCUCCCAGCGGGACCGCUGCCAUGUGGCUUCACUACUUUCCCUGGCUCUGCACAGCAAGCUUGAGUAUUUGACCGACAUCAUGAGAACUCUGCUUGGUGACCUAGCGGCCCAUUAUGUACACAAGAACCCCAAGCUCAUGUUACGCAGGACGGAGACCAUGGUAGAGAAGCUGCUCACCAACUGGCUAUCUAUCUGUCUCUACACCUUCUUGAAGGAAGUGGCUGGCGAGCCACUGUACAUGCUUUUCCGAGCCAUCAAGUACCAGGUGGACAAGGGCCCUGUGGACGCUGUGACAGGCAAGGCAAAACGAACUCUGAAUGACAGCCACCUGCUACGAGAGGAUGUGGAGUUCCAGCCCCUGACCCUGAUGGCACUGGUGGGACCAGAGGCUGAUAGGGCAGCAGGGAACAGUGGAGUGCAUCGAGUGCCAGCCAGGGUGCUUGAUACAGACACCAUCACCCAAGUCAAGGAGAAGGUGUUGGACCAAAUCUACAAGGGAACCCCCUUCUCCCAGAGGCCUUCAGUGCACUCCCUAGAUCUUGGUCCCAGAUGGAGCAACAGUGGUACUCAUUCCUCAGGUGCACAAUGGUGGCACUGUUUCCCAGAGUCUGGGCCAGACUGGCUGCCCUUCUGGAGAGAACACUCCCAUGCUGGAAGAUGGUGAGGAAGGUGGAGUUCGGCUCUGGCACCUGGUAAAGGCCACUGAGGAGGCAGAAGGGGCCAAAGUGCGGCGCAGCAGCCUCCGAGAUCGAGAACGAGAACGGUCACGAGCCAAGGCCAUUCCUGAAAUCUAUCUUACUCGCUUACUUUCAAUGAAGGGCACCCUGCAGAAGUUUGUGGAUGACACCUUCCAGGCCAUUCUUAGCAUGAAUCGGCCUGUGCCUAUUGCUGUUAAGUACCUAUUUGACUUCCUGGAUGAGCUGGCAGAGAAACAUGGCAUUGAAGAUCCAGAGACCCUGCACAUUUGGAAGACAAACAGCCUACUUCUGCGAUUCUGGGUGAAUGUCUUGAAGAACCCACAGCUCAUCUUUGAUGUACAAGUGUCAGACAACGAGGAUGCCAUCUUGGCUGUCAUUGCACAGACUUUCAUCGAUUCCUGCAUGGUCUCGGAGCAUAAAGUGGGCCGGGAUUCCCCAGUGAACAAACUGCUCUAUGCCCGGGAGAUCCCUCGCUACAAGCAGAUGGUGGAGAAGUACUAUGCGGACAUUCGCCAGAGCUCUCCAGCAAGCUAUCAAGAGAUGAACUCAGCUCUGGCUGAACUCUCUGGGAAUUAUUCCUCUGCUCCCCACUGCCUGGAGGCUCUUCGAGAACUUUACAACCACAUCCACAGGUAUUAUGACCAGAUUAUCAGUGCCCUGGAGGAGGACCCUGUGGCCCAGAAGAUGCAGCUGGCUUGCCGCCUGCAGCAGGUGGCUGCCUUGGUGGAAUACAAAGUGACUGACCUGUGAACUAGGGCCACAGUGAUUACCUGAGACCUGCCAACUUAUAUAACAGUGAGCAGGAUCCACCACCAAAGUACCUUAUGACCCUGACUAAGCAGUGACUGAGGAGGGGGGGGGGGUCAGUAAGGCUAUCUAGAGUGCCUACUGCCCCCAUCAGCUUGAUUCUAAUUUAUAAUGAUCCCUACCCUCUUUCCCACUGUAUUUAUAUUUGCUUGCUGGAAAAUCACACCUGGAAAUAAAGUAGAAACACAUCUUUUUAAAAACAA